Molecule: messenger RNA, 610 nt
Organism: Anopheles cruzii
Lineage: Eukaryota; Metazoa; Arthropoda; Insecta; Diptera; Culicidae
Gene: kud
Product: transmembrane protein 258
Exons: 2
Coding region: 160-402 (80 amino acids)
Biological process (GO): protein N-linked glycosylation
Cellular component (GO): membrane-bounded organelle
Source: RefSeq, a predicted model, not a curated record
CUCUCUCACUAGGCCACGUCAGUUUUGAUUGCUUUUCGGCGAUGUUCUUCUGUCACAAACUGAAGCUGGAGCCGGGACUUGAAGUUAAUCUGAAAUUUUUUCACGAUUUCUCUGCUUUUCCAUAGUGAUACCGAAUCCUACCUCUAAGCUGUUAUCACGAUGGACUCGAUGGUACGCUACGUAUCGCCAGUUAACCCGGCCGUGUUUCCUCAUCUGGCCAGUGUGUUACUGCUGUUCGGCACAUUCUUCACAGCCUGGUUCUUCGUGUUCGAAGUGUCACGUCCAAAGCAACUGACGAGGGAAAGCGUUAUUUUCAAGGAACUAUCCAUCAGUUUGUUCGCCUCGUUGUUCCUGGGCUUUGGAAUCCUGUUUUUGUUACUUUCGGUUGGGAUAUACGUGUAACGGAGUUAAUAGUGUACUUCUCCAGCGUUUUCUCAUUCACAAACUCAUUUUCGGUUAAAAGCAAACUCUCAAUAAGCCAACGGUACGGUUGCUGCUUUUAUAUUCACGCGGUCAUCGUGAGGUGUUGUCCAUGAUAUUCGGCGUCAAUAUCCGCAUUGCAAUAUGCGUUUCCAUACUAUGUAAAAGCAGUGCAGAUGUAUAAGAAAUA